AACCAAACUUCAGUUACAACUUCGACCCUCCUCGGGAUAGGACGCAAAAACGCAAUCGUUCGAGACUAUAACACUUGGAUUGGUCGAUUUAUAACACCCCCAUCUCUUGAAUCUGCCCUGAGAGAGUGAAAGGAGGGAGAGAAACAGUUUCCAUAAUAUUCUGAUACAAAUGCGCUGCAUUGAAGUAGCCGCGAACGAAAAGUGGUUUAUCUCGUUAGAGCAUUGUUAAGUUUCGGGAAAACGGCUGCAACGAUUUCUUAGCGCAAUCAUAAGUGAGUGUGAUUUGUUUCUGUAUGUUACGCAAGUGAUAAGAAAAGAAGCUGUCUGCUGAGAAGCGAUGAGAAGAUAAAAUGAAAAACGUGUGACUUUGAAGCUAUCGAACGCAGAAGAGCGGAAUAGAGUGUGGGAAGCAGCCAUCGCGACAUAUGAAGAAUGUGUGAUACGAAAUGAUCCAAUUUGUGUUGCAAGAAUUCCGUUGGGUGAAAAAGAUGAAUUUUGUACCAACGACAAGAAACGGUCGGUAAAGUGGAUUGUGGAAGAUAUUUUUUGUGAUUUCCUUAAAAGAGCCUGACCCAAAAUUGGCGUUUCAAUGAGUUUUUAUUGUGAGUGAAUGAUCCUGAUCCUUUUUUCGCUUUGGUUCCUGAAUUUCUGAAAACGAUAACAACGAUGGAUUUCCUGAAAAAUCUGCUGUUCCUUACUUUGGUGGUAUCUAUUGCUGCCCGAUCUACACUGAUGAGCCGAAUGGACAUCGCACCGAAGGGAUGCAAAUGGCAACGAGUGAUCGACGAGAAUGCAGAAGAUGAAAAUACUGUGACGGCUGUGCUUUCCUGCAAGCUGAAAACAAUCGGCGGCACAGACACUCUCAUGCGUAAUCUGAGCUCGUACCAAAUCGAGCGCAUCAACUCGCUCAAACUUGAGUGCAGCGAUAUUCUUUUCUUCGAGAGUUCGUUAGAGGCAAAUCAACAUUCGGGCGCAUUUCUAGGUUCAUUGAAACGCCUACGAGAUCUUAAGAUCGAAUACUGUAAGAUAAAAUACGUGCCUUCGAUGGUCCUUUCAACUCUGAGGGAUCUACGCUCGCUAUCGCUUAGGACACACAAUACAGACUGGUCAGCUAUGAAUCUAGAAUUCCACCCGGAAAGUUUCCGUGGACUGACCGAGCUCAAAAGACUUGAUCUGGCCGAUAACAAUAUUUGGAGCCUGCCAACUGAUGUGUUUUGUCCAUUGUUUUCAUUGCGGCAGUUGAAUUUAACUAAGAACCGGCUCACUGACAUUUCCCAACUGGGAUUUUCUGACUGGGGUAAUGGACCCACUGCUCCCGGUAAAGCCUGCAACACCGGUCUGGAAGUUCUAGAUCUCUCGUACAACGAUAUUCUAUCCCUUCCCGACAACGGCCUAUCUUCGUUGAGAUCACUCAACAUUUUGCUUCUCCAGGAUAAUCUACUGAACUCUUUGGCUGACCGGUCUUUCGUUGGCCUCGGUUCUCUGAAAGUCCUGAACAUGUCAAGCAACAAAUUGGUAGCACUCCCGCCAGAACUCUUCCAAUCUCCUCGCGAGUUACGGCAAAUUUACCUGCAGAAUAAUUCCCUAUCAGUAUUAGCUCCCGGACUGCUUGAAGGCUUGGACCGCCUUGAGAUCUUAGAUCUGUCACACAAUGAAUUGACGUCGGAAUGGAUCAACAGAGAUACAUUUGCCGGAUUGAAACGCCUUGUGGUGCUGGAUAUCAGCUUCAACAGCCUUACGAAAAUUGACCGGCAUGUGUUCCGCGAGCUUUAUAGUCUGCAAGUACUUAAUCUUGAAUCCAACUUGAUUGAAGCUAUUGCCGAUAAUGCAUUCAGUGAUCUGAAAAACCUCGUUGCUCUCACCCUAUCUCACAACAAGCUGAAACGAAUCGAUCAACAUCACUUCAGUGAACUUUACGUCCUGAACCAGCUCUACAUUGAGUCAAACGCCAUCGAUUCGAUGCACCCCCGAGCCUUGGAAAAUCUCACCAACCUGAAUGACCUCAACCUGAAUGACAACCGUUUGACGGAAAUUCCGGAAGGGCUUGGAAAAUUACGCUUCCUCAAAUCUCUUGAUUUGGGAAAAAAUCGAAUCGUUACCGUUUACAACGCAUCCUUUGAGGGCUUGGAACAGUUACUCGGCCUUCGCUUGGUGGAAAACCGGAUUACCAACAUAUCCCGGGACGCAUUCGUAACGCUAUCAUCCCUGCACGUGCUCAAUUUGGCUUCCAAUCAGAUUCGUCACAUCGAUCAAUCGGCAUUCAGUUCAAAUCCUACCAUAAGAGCGAUUCGAUUGGACAACAACGAACUGGAAGAUAUCAGCGGGGUGUUUACGUCAUUACCGGCGCUUGUUUUCCUUAAUGUGUCGGACAAUCAGAUUCGGAAUUUCGAUUACAGUCAUCUGCCGCCAUCGCUGGAAUGGUUGGAUAUGCACCAGAACAACAUCACGGAACUAGGAAACUAUUACGAUUUGAACAACCUGCAGAUCAAGAUGUUGGACGUCUCGUUCAACCGGCUUGUUUCGGUGGAUAAUAAAAACAUUCCAGACAGCAUUGAAACAUUGUUCUUGAAUAAUAAUGUUUUGGAAGAGGUUGCGGCUGGGACGUUCCUGAACAAGAAGAAUCUUGAAAAGGUCGUACUGUAUGGUAAUUACAUCAAAAAGCUGGAAAUUGGAGCGCUGGCGUUGACUCGAGUAGGGGACGACAGAGAUAUGCCACAGUUCUACAUUGGAGAUAAUCCGAUACAUUGUGACUGUACGAUGGAGUGGCUUCAAGGUAUUAACAAACUGUCUCACCUGAGGCAGCAUCCAAGAGUUAUGGAUUUGGACACGGUGAUGUGUACCAUGGAGCAUGAACGAGGAGCUUCAAUCCGCCCGUUGAUGGAUUUGAACACACACGAUUUCCUGUGCCAGUAUGAAACACAUUGCUUUGCUACGUGCCAUUGUUGUGAUUUUGAUGCAUGUGAUUGUAAGAUGACAUGUCCGGAUCGAUGUAGCUGUUACCAUGAUCAUACGUGGAAGACGAACAUUGUUGACUGCGGAAAUGCCGACUAUACCGAAGUUGCCGAGCAUAUUCCGAUGGACGCUACAACGAUCUAUUUGGAUGGAAACGACCUGAAACAGUUGGGAAGUCACCAGUUCAUCGGGAAGAAGAAGUUGGAAGUGCUUUAUCUGAACAAUAGUAACAUUGCAAACGUGCAUAAUAGGACAUUUAACGGGAUUCCAAGUUUGAGAGUGUUGCAUCUAGAGAACAAUUACGUUGAAGAACUGCGUGGUUUUGAGUUUGAUCAGUUAACCAAUUUGAACGAACUAUACUUGGACCAUAAUGCGAUCGGCUACGUUGGUGAAAAGACAUUUGAAAAUCUUAAAUUUUUGGAAGUGAUCAAUCUGAGUGACAAUAAGAUAAGCGGAUUCUCGCCGUGGCACGCGUUGGCUGCGGCAUCUGAGACGGGAUCGUUGAGAAAGGUCUCUUUGGAGGGUAAUCGAUGGAGAUGUGAUUGCGAAUCGUUGCACAAAAUGCAAAGGUGGAUCAGAGACGUUGGUGGUGAAUUUGACAUUAAUCGAAUGAUUUGUGCGGACAAUCGAGUGGUUGGUGAUGUUAUUAGUUCCUGUGAGAAUCGGAUGGAGUUUGAUAAUGAAGUGGCUCCUCCAGCGGUGCAUCGAACGGUGCUAAUGGGCCAUGGGUUGAUUGGAGGAGGAUACGUGCCACUGCUGGCAGCGAUCAUCGUGGCAAUUAUUGGAACGGCCCUAAUAGUUGCGUUAGCUUGUGUCUUCCGGCAAGAUGUGCGGCUGUGGGCUCAUGCCAAGUAUGGUGUGCGAUUAGUGAAAGAUCCAAUUAUAAUGGCUAGCAACCAGCAAGAUAGUGACAAACUCUAUGACAGCUACGUAGUGUAUAGUAUUCACGAUAAUGAAUUUGUUGGAAGACUGUUGGGGGCGGAGCUACAGCAUUACGGUUAUUCUAUUUGCCUACAUCAUCGUGACGUACAUUCGAAUACGUUCCUCUCGGAUUCACUGCAGAAUGCCGCAGAUGCUUCGAAAAAGGUUAUCUUGGUAGUGUCAAUGAACUUUUUGCAAAAUGAGUGGUCUCAGCCCCAGUUUCGAGUAGCUCUACAGUCAGUGAUAGAGAACAUCCGGCCAGCGUAUCGCAGGCACAAGAUAGUGGUAGUUUUGACUGCACCGGUAGAACUGGUGGCCAUGGACCCCAUCAUGAAUCUGCUGAUACGAACGUGCACCGUUGCUUGUUGGGGAGAACGUAAGUUCUGGGACAAGCUCCGGUAUGCCUUACCGGACGUCAACAAGGACCGAACGCUCAAAAAGUUGGGCGACAUUACACGGAGUCCAAACCUUCGGUACACUCCCGCUCCAACUGCUGUGGAUCAGUGGUGUAAGAUCAGCCAUCCAGGAGUGGCCAUGCCGGUGGCCGUACCUCAGAGUACACCCUCACAGAGUACCUGCAACACGGAGGAUGAGUCCUCUUCGGCUUCGUCGCAGCAUUACGAGGCUCCCCAGUCCCACUACAACAUGAGCCGCUCCAGUGCCUCGCUUGGUCACGUGUACUCCACGAUACCGGAGACGCCCCAGAUGGGACGCAACGGAAGAGCUUAUUUCGUGUAAGAUAUACCUGUGAACCAUUUACGUUAAGACUUAACUGCUAUUUUGUUUCGCAGUCGUAUACAAUCGCAUUAGCUUAACUCUCAGUUAUUCUGUGUGAAAUGUGUAUAUUUGUACAGUAAGCAAAACCAACAAAACUCAUAGUCAUGUUAUGGAUCGAGUCAAUUCAGUUCGUUUUCAUAGAAUGUUACAGGAACGUUACACUAAUUACACAAAUGUGGCAAGGAUUUUACGCUUGCUAAAACACUACUUAUUUGCCAAAUAUAAUUAACGGUGUAUUAUGAUUCGCUCAAAGAUACUCUAUAUAGGAAUGAAAACAAAAUCUAAGAAUGUCAUACUCUAGAAUCUAUUUUAAUCCCCAUUUUCGGAACGAGUGUACUUCAGAAGCAGAAAAUGCCCAAGAAGAGAACAAUUAUGACUUAAUAAACGUGAUACUAGUUUUUAUAAAUUACUAUUAUUAACUGAAUGAAAUAAAUUGACUAUUAAUAUUAAGUGUAUUCAAUGCCAGAUAACAAAGCUACUGAAGUAAAUUUCGUAUAUUUGAACAAAAAUCGGCCUCCAUAGUCAAACCACUCUUUGAUAAUAAUUUCGGCGUAUAAACCAGAUUUUCCAUAAAAAAGUAAGUUACUGUGAAAAAGUUAAAACACGUGAGAGUUAUUAGUUACCGUCUGCCAUUAGGUGUAUAUUGGAGAAGACUACAAAACAACUACACAAUACAUGCCCUUAAGAGCUCCAUACAAAAAUGUAUAUUUGAUUAUAGGAUAAUAAUUUAUUUCGAACGAAAAGAAAAGACCGAAAUACAAUUCUCAAUUGAUGAAAACAAA
Molecule: messenger RNA, 5432 nt
Organism: Aedes aegypti (yellow fever mosquito)
Lineage: Eukaryota; Metazoa; Arthropoda; Insecta; Diptera; Culicidae
Product: toll-like receptor Tollo
Exons: 1
Coding region: 667-4611 (1314 amino acids)
Biological process (GO): signal transduction
Cellular component (GO): extracellular matrix
Molecular function (GO): protein binding
Source: RefSeq, a predicted model, not a curated record